AACAUAGCAUAGCCAGAUAAAAUGCUGUCUUCACCAUCUCUUACUGCAGCACGUACUACUCUUGGUCGUCGUCUUAAUGCGAAGAGACUAGCUUCUUCUGGUCGAACCGCUGAUCCGAAGAUUCAUGCUCGUAACGAUGGAGACGAGCCUGGUCUUUUUCCAUCAGACCCCGAAGGUUUGGAUGAUGUAGCGAAUCCGAAGACUCCAGCCGAUGAGGAUGUACCGGAUAUUCGACCACCCGGUUUUGUAAAGGAACCGCUCACGCCGCCGAAAAAUCCACGAGACACUUCACACAAGCUUGAAUCUACUCCUGUUGGUCUACCUGCAGAUCUCAAUUUCCAACAAAAACGAAACUAGCUCAUAGCAGCAAACGCCUUAGCCCCCAUGGCCUUCUAGAUAAUUUAUUGUAAACUGAACGCAUGAAAUUAAUGCUUACAUUUAAAGUAGCUUUGAUAAUAAAAUUUAUACUCUUUCUACUUUCU
Messenger RNA from Camelina sativa (false flax), 482 nucleotides. RefSeq lists its product as uncharacterized. The record is from RefSeq and is a predicted model, not a curated record. NCBI's taxonomy places the organism in Eukaryota, Viridiplantae, Streptophyta, Magnoliopsida, Brassicales, Brassicaceae.